AUGGGGUUAUGCGAGAAGUGUCAGUCCUGGAUGCCUAAGAAAUUAUUUCCUCAUCACAAAUGCGGAGAUCAGAAACAGUGUAAGAUCUGUAAGAAAAUCGUCGAUGCCGAUCAUCGGUGCUACGUACAACUGAAGCCCAAGAAGAAGAAGAAGGGAAAAGGCACCUUAGAGUUUACCAUUUAUUUCGAUUUCGAAUGCACUCAGGAAUCGGGCAUUCACGUUCCUAAUCUGUGUGUGGCACAUCGCGUCUGUCAACAUUGCGAUGGCUUAGACAUAGACCGACCUUGUCCUCAUUGUCAUCACAUGGGACCCCGUCAGCACCUAUUUCAAGGCCCAGACACCUUAAAGAAGUUCAUGGACUGGUUAUUUCAACCCACUACAGCUUUCUACAAACCGGACGAAAUGACUACCAGUGGACGAAAAGCUCUUUACGAAUGGUACGACCAACAGAGGGGAAAAGUGUUUGAUUUCCAGAAAGAGUUUGUAGGGAAUCCAUUCACGUUUGCCAGUGCUGUUAAUUUAGCCUACCGUCGAAAUUUCAUGCCUAAAGACACCAUUGCCAUCAUUCCGAACCUCGGGUAUGAACCGGCACGACAAUAUUCGGCCAAAGCCUGUCGAUGGCUCACCUGGAUGAGUCAUCAGAAUGGAUGUCACAUACGACAUGCCAGAAACGGAGGCGAAGUCCCGAUCGGAAAUUAUACCGUCGACGGAUACCAGGAAGCGACUCGUACCGUCUACGAAUUUUACGGAUGUUAUUGGCACGGAUGCCCCACUUGCUAUCCCAGUUUACAGACGGAAACUCAUCCUCACCGGACCCAAUUUACUUACCAACAAUUACACGAGAAAACCCUCAGAAGGACUGCGGAUUUAAAGGACAUGGGGUACAACGUGUGUAGUAUCUGGGAGCACGAUUUCGAAGUGCAACAAGAUGAGAGUUUACAGCAAUUUGUACGAGAUCUGGACAUUCCGGAUCCUUUGAAACCUCGAGAAGCCCUGUACGGAGGCCGGACCAAUGCCACUAAAUUAUAUUGUGAAGAAGGGGACAUGAGAUACGUGGACGUGUGUUCCUUAUACCCUUACGUGUUGAAACACAGACCUUUUCCCCUAGGGCAUCCCGAGAUCAUCACAGACGACUUCCAGGACGUGAGAAGUUAUUUCGGUCUCAUUCACUGCCGGGUCUUACCACCCCGAGGCCUCUUUCACCCCGUAUUACCUUAUCGGACGGGAGGUAAGUUAUUAUUUCCCUUAUGUCGCACGUGUGCCCAACAACAAGACUCUACGUCUCAACACCCAUGUCAACACACCGACCGGGAACGUAGUCUCACGGGUACUUGGGUGACGAGCGAAUUACAUAAAGCCCUGGACAUGGGGUAUACCUUAGAGGGAAUCUACGAAGUGUGGCAUUUCAAAGAAAGCAGUCAAGACUUAUUUAAAAAGUACAUCAAUACCUUCCUCAAGAUCAAACAGGAAGCGUCCGGAUUUCCCCCCGACUGUAAGACCUCAGAACAAGAACAAGAUUACAUUCGACAAAUCUACGACAAAGAAGGAUUCAUGAUGGAUAGGAUCAGUAUCGAGAAGAAUCCAGUGAGAAGAACCAUUGCUAAACUCUUUUUAAAUUGUCUGUGGGGAAAAUUUGCUCAACGAUUGUUAUUACCCAAAGUCAGAUACUUGGACGAAGUAGAGGAAUUACAUCAACUCUUACAAAAUUCGACUCUCAACAUCAAGGGUGUGCGACUCUUAGUCAAUAAAGAAGAUUCCAUUGAAGACAAGAUUCUAGUGAAUUUUCAAGACAAACAGGAAUUCGUCGAAGAAUGUCCCUUUGGAAACGUGAUCCUGGCUUGUUUUACCACCGCCUAUGCCCGCUUACAUCUCUACGAGACUUUACAACCUUUAGAAGAACGGGGCCUUUAUUUCGAUACGGACAGUAUCAUUUACCAACAUAAGGAAGGAGCUUUUAAUCCUACCUUGGGUCAUAGUUAA
Molecule: messenger RNA, 1980 nt
Organism: Saccostrea cuccullata (small rock oyster)
Lineage: Eukaryota; Metazoa; Mollusca; Bivalvia; Ostreida; Ostreidae
Exons: 3
Coding region: 1-1980 (659 amino acids)
Biological process (GO): DNA replication
Molecular function (GO): DNA-directed DNA polymerase activity; nucleotide binding; DNA binding
Source: RefSeq, a predicted model, not a curated record